AUGGCGAAGCGCAAUGGUACCGAUCCUCUCUACGGCUGGACGUUCCACCAAUCCCACGAUCAGGCCACCGUCCUGUUUCUGGUACCGCAGGCAGUUCCUACCAGCGACCUCGACAUCCGCAUAGCCAGCGAUCACGUCUUUGCGGCUCUACCCAACCAUCCACCCAUCCUCCAUGCCAAGCUCUACGGUCGCGUCAAUACCGAGACCUCGACAUGGAGAAUUGCAGAUCGAGAUCGAGCUCGCAAGCGAAGGAGUCGCUCCUUCGCACGUUCCACGCGGGCCACCACGAGCCCUUCUGGCUCGGGCUCGACCGAAGCCUCGGAUGCACACCGUUCGCAAGCACGGCCACACCAAUCCAACGACGCGAGAUCGUCCGAGACUGUCUCUUCCGGCUCACACGUUCGUAUCGAUUCGUCACCAGCGUCCACCUCCAGCAUGUCGGCUUCCCUCGUUUCGCUGCACUCGGGCUCCAGCUACGAGGUCUUAUCCCACUCCCUCCCCUCCUUGCCUCCGCAAAGUUCGGCUGCGCCUUCGACUCGAUGGUCCAGCGGAUCAAGCGAUCGAGGCUCUUCAGACUCGGCCGAUGCCAGUCUCGAUCAGAGCAUCGUACUGUCCGAUCCUGGCGAUCUUCGUCGUGGAAGCAAAGGAGGCGCUCCACCGGCCCAGUCUGAAGCCCAUUCGGAGCUGAGAAGGUCGCAAUCGAUUUCCGAUCUGGCUUCUGCUGCUUCCGUGGCACCGAGCUCGCCGGUAGAGCCACCACAAUCGCCGCAAACCUCGCCCCUGAAUGCAACGCCCGAGGUCCGUCUAAUCACACUUCAUCUCGACAAGGUGGAUACGGGCAUCUGGCCCUUGCUGGUCAUCGGUCCCGCACCUUUGCAAAAUGCAGCUGUCUCCGCACACUUGUUCCGACUUUUGCAGGCGGAGCUGCCUCGUAACGGGUGUAUCACCGAGUCGUUCAUUCGCGAUCGCAUCCUUCACCGUCGCGAUAUCCAACGCGAGCAACAGCAGCGCAGCGCCGCCCAGCUUCAACUCAACCAGGCGCUCGAGGAGGCACUCAGAGGCUUUGAAGGAGGCGAUCGCGUGUUAGCUGCCAUCCGUAGCGGAAGCGACCCCUCAUCACUUUUGUCGAGCUCGCUCGCCCAUCUCGAGGAGGCUUCAAGGACGAGCAUAGAUAGUGACGAGGACUACGGGCCGAACACGAGCACGCUCAGCAUCAACACCAUUGGCAGUGACGAGAGCGCCACUGUCCUCGGCAGUCGAGUCGCGAGUCUCUCAGGAACAUCAAUGGGUCUCUAUCACGCGCACAUCGGCGCAUCCAACGCCGCGCAGACCGAAACGGAACGCCAAGAAGGCGACGAGGUUGUCGAGGCAUGGAAGGAGCUCGAGGUGCAAGCAAGAUACAAUAUGGACCCUACGACACUUUCGCUGAUUGGCUUGCAAAUUGCGAACGGCUACACGGCGGAAAGACCGACGAGCGUGGCAGUUCAGCGAGUCAGUAAUCCGCCUUCAGGUAUUCCCGAUGCCUUUGAGUAUUUUGCCCGAGCCUGGAGAGCCGCAGAUGUCAGUCUGGCGACUGAACGCCUCGUACAGGACUUUCUACCCUUGCUCCCCUCCGCGACCUUCGGCGCAGCAGCUCAAGACAAGACGGCUCGACAAUUUCGACUUGCCAAUGCAGUGGACGCGGCAUCCGAAUGUGAGAAAGCUGCGAUACCGCCGACGGCUGACGUGAUCGCAGAUUCCCUGCGUGAACUGCUGCAAUCUCAUUCGUACCUGUCGCAUCGACAACGACUCGUCGCGUCGCUUGGCGGACCAAAGGCGCUCGCACGACUUUACGUCUCGUACGCAAGGCUGCAUCUUCCGUCCCUCGCAUCCAAUCGCUCACCCUUGGCAUUCCCCUAUGGUCAAUUGACAAGCCCUUUCGUCGGUGGUGGUCACGGGGCGAUGCUAACAUCAGCAACUUCCCGGAGAAUAUCGGGCCGAAAGCCAACCUCGCCGACAUCAAGCCGCACUCCCAGCAUAGCUUCCUUGUCCUUCGGCGGUGCCGAAGGCGAUGCAGCGUCCCCGGCGAAGGGCACUCGAGCUCCCAACUCCCCCACUGUAGCCGAUACGAGCAGGAUGGUAUCGCCAGACUAUGCGGCCCGUCAAGGCGGUUCUGAUUCCACCGAUUUCUCGGACUUUGUGAUUCAGACGAACCAUACUUCAGCUAGCCAACCGCCCGCCUUCUACUUUCUUCGCGAAGCUUGUCAACUAGAUGGCGAUGUGCAAGCUCAGAUCAGCGCAGACGAAUGGCGCGAAGCUCUUGCACUGGCCGUCGAACACGAAGCUCAUCGUCAAGCAGAACGCGAAGCGCUUGCGCAGGCCGAAGAGAUGGGUAGUCUGGCUGGCGACAGCCAAAGUGGGGAGCUGGCCUUUGACAGCGACAGCGAAGCCGGGCGGCGUCGAGCGCAACGCCGUUCGAGGAUGCGUGCUGCUCAAUCCUCCGCCUCUUCAGCCAGCGCAAGGGGUGGACUGUUCAGCCUUGCUUGGCUCAAAGAUGCCGACGCGAGCGAUUUCGGUCGCAAGCGCAGCGGAAAGGCACCACGCAGAGCGGAGAAGAACAAGCGUCGCAAGGAUCGUGGCAAGGCCAGUCGAAGCCAGGAAGAGGCCGGAGUCAUCAACUUUGUCAGCGGAGCAGCUCUGCUCGGUGUUGCGCUGGCCGGCAGCGUUGCCGCUCUAGGCUGGUGGAGACGCACAUCGGCUGCUUUGAACUCGUCCGCAUAG
Messenger RNA from Pseudozyma hubeiensis SY62, 2760 nucleotides. RefSeq lists its product as hypothetical. Bases 1 to 2760 code for a protein of 919 amino acids. The transcript has a single exon. The record is from RefSeq and is a predicted model, not a curated record. Lineage: Eukaryota; Fungi; Basidiomycota; Ustilaginomycetes; Ustilaginales; Ustilaginaceae.